Porites lobata is the source of this 10577-nucleotide messenger RNA. The record is from the annotation of a GenBank genome assembly. Lineage: Eukaryota; Metazoa; Cnidaria; Anthozoa; Scleractinia; Poritidae.
AUGGAAGAUAGCCUAGAUCUGUUCUUUUCUUACUUUCCCAUUUUAUUCUUUGCCAUUGGUUUCAUAGGAAAUGUAUUGGUUAUCCGAAUCGUUCAUAAGACACGACAGAUGCAUACGCCAACGAAUUACCUCUUAGCUAACAUGGCCGUUAGCGAUGUCAUUACCAUUCUGCUGUUUUUAUGUAACGACUUUACUAAGGAUCAACUUGGACGUGUGAGUCAUAAAUUCGCUACAUUCGCUUGCAAGGCAUUUAGCAUCUCUGGAAUUUGUAUCACGGUUUCUUCUAUUACACUCACAGUUCUCGCUUUAGAAAGAUAUCACGCCCUGCUAAAACCCUUCAGAACCGAACUGCGGUUAAGCGAGGAUAACGUCAAGAAGGCCAUCGUUUUCAUUUGGACCACGAGUGUCGUAAUUUGCUUCCCACAGUUCUUCUUUAUAGAAUGGAGCGAGGAAGACAUUUCAUGUGUUGGCCCAUUCGAUAAAAUGACUGAAGGAAGAAAAAUUUAUACACUUCUGUAUUUUACAAUUUUCAUCAUGCAAUCGGCAAUCAUGAUUUUCUGCUAUGGAUCAUUGAUAAAGGGAAUUUACUUUACUUAUACAGUUUGCUCAGAAAAUGAUGAAAAAGGAAACUCAGAGAAAAAGCAACUGGUUUUGACAUUUCUCCUAGCGAGUUUAGCGUUUUUGAUCGGUUAUGGGCCUUCUAUAGUUCUCUACAUUCUUGUUGCAUCGGGAGAUAAUGAACAAAAUUAUGACUCAGAACUAUACUCUCUUCUUGACGACGUAUCAACAUUUCUGUUUGAAUUAACUUUAUGUCUUAACCCAAUUUUGUACGCUUUUCGUAGUUCAAGCUACCAGCAAGAGUUUAAACGCCUACUUACAUGCAAGAAACCGACACCGAACAAUGAUAUUGAGAUGGGGUAAGAGAGAAGAAGAGAGGAACACCUUUAAACUAUUUCUCUUCGCGUAGUUCAUAUCUUUGUGAUUUUAUUCUAAAUAGCAGUUGUUGUAAAAAUGUUUUCACUGCAAUAAUCUGUAAUAAUUUUUGCUCAUAAUAAAAUACUAUAUAUCACUAGUAUUAUAUAACAUUAUAUAGUAAAUCGACUGCAUAUCCCAUCAUCAUCAUUGUCAUCAUUGGUGUUAUUCAUUUUACAGAAUGUGAAAGUAAAUUACAGAACCAAAAACAAAAAAACGUACCAUGAGAUUGUUUACCUUCCACUGACUUUUUUUUGUCCCACUUCCAAUAUGGGAAAGGUACAAGUAAACCAGUUCAUGCAUUUUAAACAUUCUCUGUGUUAGGGAGGGAUAAAUUCCAGUUUGGGCUUUGUUUUUCGGAUUGACCAUUGUUACCCAUCAAAGCCGUAACAACAAGAAAGACACUUUUGUACUGGUCGAUAGUGAGAUAGCAAACGGGAGUUCAAUAACAAUAUAAAAAAUGAUAAUUCAAUGAAAAAGAAGAAGUAACAGCAUGCUUUUAGACAGAAAUAGCGUAGGUAUGAUUAUGGGCACUUCUUUGUAAAGGGGUAGGAACAUUCUCCCUUCAAUGUCACAAUUUUGUAGCUAUUGUAAGGCCCGAGCCACUUGGUAGAAUGGUUGCAGUAACUCGGGGAUCAUUGGCGACUUUUUUUAUUCAAGGCAUGAAUGUGAACAGCCACUUUUUCCAUUACUGACAUGGGAUGACCGUAUUUAUACGAGGAUUCAUGAUAGUAGUUGUGGUAGUCAAGUGGCCAUACUUCCCACGCCCGGCCGUCUCUGUUUAUCUUCGGGUCACAAACCGAGCCUUCGCCCAAUGUCUGUGGAUCAAACAAGAAGUGUCAUUUCCCAAACUAUGAUUUCGUCUUUCGAGUUUGAUUUCCCGCAAAACGCCCGACGGGACCCUCACUGAAGGAUAAUACACUGUCCGCUUAACAAGCAUCCACAUGCAAAUUUUUUGGACUGAUCACCAUACAUUUCCUUGAAAAAUAAGUUGAGAAAACGUUUUUAAAAACGAUCAAAGUAGGUAUGUGGGUUGGGUUAUACGCAUGGUUAAUUUGUUGAAAAUUAAAGCUUAAGGAAGAAACGACCUGACCGAAAACAGUCCGGUGUAUAAUUAUAGACACAUUAUUCAUAAAGCGAUCUUUAUUCAUAAGUUAAUAAUAACUAAGGCGUCUAUUAGUAUUAAAAGAAUGACACUGGUAACUGGGCAGGAAGAUAAUAUUUGCAGUAUGGAGAAAAUUAUUUGUUAGUAUGCAAAGACGUUAUUAUGCCGAAAAAAGGGAAGGGAAUUAAGAUCCCGUAAAAUUCGGAAAAUAAGGCCCGGGGCUUCUAUUUUUCAAAGACCCUAUUUGAGGGGCUUAUUUUUGGAGGGGCUUACAUUGGGAGGGGCUUAUCUACGGAGGGACAUUUGCGGUUCAAAAAUCGAUUAGGCUAGCUUAUAGUUGGAAGGAAUUUUACCUUUUUUUUUUUGUUUUACUUUGUAUUUGAGGACACUGUUUUCAAGUACAAGCCCCCGGGGGCUUAUAUUCGGAGGGGUCAUUUAACGAAACGUUUUUUGCGUUACGUUUUUGACGGGCUUAUAUUUGGAGGGGCUUAUCCAUGGAGGGGCUUAUUUUCGGAAUUCUACGGUAUGGGGAGGACCAAAGACAGGUGUAUGGCUAUUUAUAACUGACUUCAUAACGCUCUUCUAAUCAUAAAUUGUAGUCUUUUUAUUAUGUGAGACGUCCAUGCAAUUGCAUGGUAGCCAAUUAUUUAACAGCAUGGUCCAGUGGUAUUAAUGGAUCGAUUUCACAUUAUCUUAGUAAUAAUGUAAUAUCAACCUGCACUCUGAUCUUGAGAAUGCGUUUGAGUUUUUGUUUAGUUGCAGUCUAUGUUUAAGUCCACUUGUUUACGCUUUUCGAAGUGCUCAUUUUAGAGAGGGCUUCAAACGCGUUCUUACAACUUUUUGGAAGCCAACACCACAGGAUGACGACAUUCACUGAUUCAGAUACUCCAAGUCCCAACGUGAAGUCGAAGAAAAGCUGAGGUCUGAGAACUUCGCAGCAACACACACAAUACGAUUUGACAAUGCUGAAUAUAAUAGUUAAAUGAUGCCGAUUUUUCUGCUUGUUCCUGUUCUUAAUUGUACAUUAUUAUUCUGGGACGAUCCUUGCAGUUUGGAGAAAACCAUAGGUUCUUCUGAUUUCAUUACAUAAAGGUAUAGCUUCGCCAGUUCGAGAUACAGUAUUAAUGUUCUGCUAUGUGUUUUGUUCAGUGAUUCUUAAUCAGACAAAAAUAGUCAGACGAUACUUGAAUAACAAAGGCUUCGCAGGCAGCGUUUAGUUGUGUCCUAAGAUGGCCGUUGUUCUAGUUAACAAACUUAACAACUUUUUUUGAGACACUGUUUAUUUGAACUCUUUUUAGACCGGGCAUUUUCAAUUAUUAGUGUUAUUAGAAGGAGAUGGGUUACGGCUUUCGCUGUAAUCAACCAUUCAGGCUUAACAAACAAACUUGCAAGGGAAGUUUACACGUCAGGACAACUUUGAUCAUGAUUUAAAAUUGCCAUGGAAACAUCACAUGCAAAACAACAAUCGUUUACACAAAAAUUUGGCGCGACAAAUUUCAUGGAGAGUUUAGAGGGAGCCAUAGCAACAUAACUGUUCAAAGUAAAGAUUAGUCCAAUACUCGUCAAAACCACCCGCGAGUUUUGAUGUUUAACCUUAGCUAUAAUGGCUCUUGUGUUUAAUAAGGCAUUAGUUUUAAAAUGACAAAAGCACGCGAAGCUGAUAAUGAUUUUGUUGUAUAUUCUGAUCACAAACUGAUUCCUUUUUUAGAUUCAAGUUCCAGCAUCAGUGCCAUAUAUUGAACGAUAUCAAGAGCCAUAAUAUUAUGGCUCUUGACGAUAAAUAAUUCGUUACUAAUUUUAACUUUGUCUAUUUUACACUAUUAAAUUCACUCAGGCUCAGAAUAUUGCUUUUUCUUUUCCUUUUUCUUAGGCAAGUAAAUUGUAAAAUAAAACGGAAGAUAAACAAUUUAAGCAGGUGUUUUAAAGCCAAUAAAGAAAUAAGCGGUUAACCAAAGGGAAUUUUUUUCGUAUUACUUGAAGAACGGUGAAGAAAAGGUAGAAAAAAAUUUAAAGAAAGCAAGAGAUGACUGCUUCAAAAAUUGCUCCUAGCAAAAGAAGCUAUAGACAAACCGAGCAUGCUUGUUGGUAAGUAACGUUGUGGAGCCCUUUUCACCCGUUAAGUUAAUCAUAAAGCUACGUAUGAUUAUUACAAGGCCCCUUCAUAAAAAAUACGAUGCAAAUGGACCUUAUCAGUCACUUGAUGAUUAAAAUAUGACUGAAUAAUAAUUAGGUGGUAUACCUUGUCCCUUGAACUUUUUAAAUGUAAACUCAAAUCCUUUUUAAAGUUGUAAUUUUUAUUGUUUGUUUGUUGUUUUUAGGAGAGUUUUAUUCAUAGGGUUAACCUCUAGACUCUCCCUUUCAAAUUCAUGCGGUCAUUAUGAGUUUGAAUAAACAUGUAUGUUAUGUUAAAAAUGGCUUGUCUUUAUUUCACAGCGUUGAAUCAUGGAUGGAUGGAUGGAUGGAUGGAUGGAUGGAUGGAUGGAUGGAUGGAUGGAUGGAUGGAUGGAUAGAUAGAUAGAUAAAUAGAUAGAAUGUUUAUUGAAAUAAAUACAUGCUGGGCAGCCAGAGGCCAGCAGUACUCAACGACUGUUUUCUGUAACAUAUCUCUUCGGAGAAGCAAAUUUUGCCUGGAAUUAUCUAUCACUUUAGGACGGCUAAAAAUUUCUAGAUUACUCUUCCAUUCUGGUACAAUUUUCGAAGCUUAUCUUAUAAAAUGAAUCCCCUACGAUUUUGUGAAGUUUAAUUUUUCAUAUUUCACUUCUCAGGUUAGGUUAUUUUUGGUAGAAUAAAGGAAAUCUAAAAUUUUCGGAUUAAGAAAUGGGAUGAAGAGAGGAAUUGGUAAAAUUCUAACUUUCGUAAUACGUAAAACCCUUGUAAUUUCGAAACGGCUCAAGUUCCCCUAGGAUGGCCUAACAGAUAUAUAUAUAUAUAUACAAGAGAGGCUGAAUUGCGUAUUUACAAAUAAAACUAAGAUAAAAAUAGACUAAUUUACAAUUCAUCAAUAUUAAAAAUUCAUGCAUAUAAUAUAUAAAAGCAUUAAAACCGAAUCAUUUAAUUGUACUUUAGGCACGUUGACAAAAUGAAAGCGUUCUUAAAACGAUACGUCUUCCACUUUAGAAGGGCAACUGAGUGUCGGUGUUUUCUUAGUCAAUAUGAGCCUUAUUGGCUUCCGUUAAUAACUAAAUGUUAGGUUUGUUAUCCUUGUUGCCGAGGGCAACGUUCAAAACCUUGUCACAUAUGUCCUCGCAAUAUGAAAUAAUGGUUGGAAUACCUCGUCAUAAGACAGACUGCGGCAAAUGGUUGACAAAUGCCCUUUUUUGGACCCGCUCCAAGCUGCUCCAGCUCACGCUGUAAAUACUUGGGCAGAGCAUCAAAGAAAACAGGCGCUGCAUAAACUAGAAUUGAUCUUAUACAUGUGGCAUAAAAGAGAAUUGACUACUUUGUGUGAUAUCGAAUGUUCUACCGAACAGUUUAUUCUAAAAGGAGACAUCUUAAAUUCGAAUUUCUAUUGACUUAAACGAGCCCUAACAACGGUCUCCAGCAUGGAAGGUAGCCUAGAUCUGUUCCUUUCUCACUUUCCCAUUUUAUUUUUUGCCAUUGGUUUUAUAGGAAAUGUAUUGGUUAUCCGAAUCGUUCACAAGACACGACAGAUACAUACGCCAACGAAUUACCUUUUAGCUAACAUAGCCGUUAGCGAUGUCAUUUGAUAGACGUGUGACAUGUGAAUAGCGGAAGUUCCUUGUCUUUUCCGGUUUACUCUAGUCGGGGAGAUUCAACGAGAUUUUGUGGGCGUUUUUAAUAAAACAAUUAUUCCACUCGCGCUUGUUGGAUAUGAGAUGGUAGUUAGCCAACUCAUAUCCAACGCGCCCUCGUGUAAUAAUUGUUAAUUAUUAAAAACUGAAUCGUUGGAUAAUGCAAUUCUAGCAUUUUGAUUGGCUUAGCCGUUAUGGUACAUGAGCUGUUAUAGCAUGCUCUCCAUAUAUGGUCGGUGUACGCGUCAGUUUAAAAUUGGAAGCUAGCUGAGAUUUUUUUUCGCGAAGGAUAGAACGGCACCCGAAGCAAAUCGUUUUAAUUCAUUUCUUAGAAUACUAGAAAUGCAGUUUCGUCGAAAGAAAAAAGACAAAAACAGACAAAAAAAGCCACAAGAGCUUGUUUGAAAGUUUGUCGAAAAACACAUGAAAGCACAUGGAAAUAAAGUACCUUGACCAGCUACGAAAGAAGACAAGUGUUGUUUCUUCAUGAUCGCGGAGCCAUUCGCCGAUCGAGUCACUCGCCGAUAGAUGACUGCGGCUUGUUUAUCCGACAUCAAGAAUAUAAAUCACAAGUAACCAGCUACAAAUAUAGGCUAUGCAGCCAUUCACUAGAGCAAUCGAGGCGGCAGUAUAGCUUCUUUUCUCGUUCAGCAAAACCAGCUUGUGGCUUCUCCUAGCGAGUUUAGCGUUUUUGAUCGGUUAUGGGCCUUUUAUAGUUCUCUGCAUUCUUGUUGCAUUGGGAGACAAUGAACACUGUUCUUAAAGCUGUAUCAACAUUUCUUUCGGAAUUAACUUGAUGUCUUAACCCAAUUUUGUACGCUUUUCGUAGUUCAAGUUACCAACAAGAGUUUAAACGCCUACUGAUAUGCAAGAAACCGACACCGAACAAUGAUAUUGUGAUGAGGAAAGAGGGAAGAAGAGAGGAACACCUUUAAACUAUUUCUCUUCGCGUAGUUCAUAUCUUUGUGAUUUUAUUCUAAAUAGCGGUAGUUAUCAUAAUUUUUUCACUGCUCAUUUUUUGCUCAUAAUAAAAAAACUAUAUCUUAUUAGUAUUAUAUAACAUAUAGUAAAUCGACUACAUACCCCGUCAUCAUCAUUGUCAUCGUUGGUGUUCUUCACUACAGAAUGUGAAAGUAAAUUAGAGAUAAAAGCAAAAACGAAAAACAUACCAUGAGAUUAUUUACCUUCCACUGACUUUUUUCUAUCUUACUUCCAAUAUGGGAAAUGUACAAGUAAGCGAGUUCAUGCAUUUUUAACAUUCUCAGUGUUAGGGAUGAAUAAAUUCAAAUUUGGGCUUUGUUUUUCGGAUUGACCAUUGUUGCCUGUCAAAGUGGUAACAACAAGAAAAACACUUUUGUACUGGUCGACAGUGAGAUAGCAAACGGGAGUUCAAUAACAAUGAUAAUUCAAUGAAAUAGAAGAAUAGAAUAGAAACAGCAUGCUUUUAGGCGGAAAUAGUGCAGGUUGGAUUAUGGACCCUUCUUUGUAAAGGCUUAGGAACAUCCUCCCCACAAUGUCACAAUUUUGUUGCUAUUGUAAGGCCUGAGCCACUUGGUAGAAUGGUUGCAGUAACUCGGCGAUCAUUGGCGACUUUUUUUAUUCAAGGCAUGAAUGUGAACAGCCACUUUUUCCAUUACUGACAUGGGAUGACCGUAUUUAUACGAGGAUUCAUGAUAGUAGUUGUGGUAGUCAAGUGGUCCUACUUCCCACGCCCGGCCGUCUCUGUUUAUCUUCAGGUCACACACUGAGCCUUCGCCCAAUGUCUGUGGAUCAAACAAGAAGUGUCAUUUCCCAAACUAUGAUUUCGUCUUUCGAGUUUGAUUUCCCGCAAAACACCCCACGGGACCCUCACUGAAGGAUAAUACACUGUCCGCUUAACAAGUAUCCACAUGCAAAUUUUUUGGACUGAUCACAAUACAUUUCCUUGAAAAAUAAGUUGAGAAAACGUUUUUAAAAACGAUCAAAGUAGGUAUGUGGGUUGGGUUAUAUGCAUGGUUAAUUUGUUGAAAAGCUUAAGGAAGAAACGACCUGACCGAAAACAGUCCGGUGUAUAAUUGUAGACACAUUAUUCAUAAAGCGAUUUUCAUUCAUAAGUUAAUAAUAACUAAGGCGUCUAUUAGUAUUAAAAGAAUGACGCCGGUAACUGGGCAGGAAGACAAUUUUUGCAGUAUGGAGAAAAUUAUUUGUUAGUAUGCAGAAAAGUUGUUAUGCCGAAAAAAGGGAAGGGAAUUAAGAUACCGUAAAAUUUGGAAAAUAAGCCCGGGGCUUCUAUUUUUCAAAGGCCCUUUUUGAGGGGCUUAUUUUUGGAGGGGCUUACAUUGGGAGGGGCUUAUCUACGGAGGGACAUUUGCGGUUCAAAAAUCGAUUAGGCUAGCUUAUAGUUGGAAGGAAUUUUACCUUUUUUUUUGUUUUACUUUGUAUUUGAGGACACUGUUUUCAUGUACAAGCCCCCGGGGGCUUAUAUUCGGAGGGGUCAUUUAACGAAACGUUUUUUGCGUUACGUUUUUGACGGGCUUAUAUUUGGAGGGGCUUAUACAUGGAGGGGCUUAUUUUCGGAAUUUCACGGUAUGGGGAGGACCAAAGACAGGUGUAUGGCUAUUUAUAACUGACUUCAUAACGCUCUUCUAAUCAUAAAUUGUAGUCUUUUUGUUAUGUGAGACGUCCAUGCAAUUGCAUGGUGGCCAAUUAUUUAACAGCAUGGUCCAGUGGUAUUAAUGGAUCUAUUUCACAUUAUCUUAGUAAUAAUGUAAUAUCAACCUGCACUCUGAUCUUGAGAAUGCGUUUGAGUUUUUGUUUAGUUGCAGUCUAUGUUUAAGUCCACUUGUUUACGCUUUUCGAAGUGCCCAUUUUAGAGAGGGCUUCAAACGCGUUCUUACAACUUUUUGGAAGCCAACACCACAGGAUGACGACAUUCACUGAUUCAGAUACUCCAAGUCCCAACGUGAAGUCGAAGAAAAGCUGAGGUCUGAGAACUUCGCAGCAACACACACAAUACGAUUUGACAAUGCUGAAUAUAAUGUUUAAAUGAUGGCGAUUUUUCUGCUUGUUCCUGUUCUUAAUUGUACAUUAUUAUUCUGGGACGAUCCUUGCAGUUUGGAGAAAACCAUAGGUUCUUCUGACUUCAUUACAUAAAGGUAUAGCUUCGCCAGUUCGAGAUACAGUAUUAAUGUUCUGCUAUAUGUUUUGUUCAGUGAUUCUUAAUCAAACAAAAAUAGUCAGACGAUACUUGAAUAACAAAGGCUUCGCAGGCAGCGUUUAGUUGUGUCCUAAGAUGGCCGUUGUUCUAGUUAACAAACUUAACAACUUUUUUUGUGACACUGUUUAUUUGAACUCUUUUUAGACCGGGCAUUUUCAAUUAUUAGUGUUAUUAGAAGGAGAUGGGUUACGGCUUUCGCUGUAAUCAACCAUUUAGGCUUAACAAACAAACUUGCAAGGUAACAGCGAAUCAAGAAGAUGUCUAAGUUGAAAGUUUACACGUCAGGACAACUUUGAUCAUGAUUUAAAAUUGCCAUGGAAACAUCACAUGCAAAACAACAAUCGUUUACACAAAAAUUUGGCGCGACAAAUUUCAUGGAGAGUUUAGAGGGAGCCAUAACAACAUAACUGUUCAAAGUAAAGAUUAGUCCAAUUCUCGUCAAAACCACCCGCGAGUUUUGAUGUUUAACCUUAGCUAUAAUGGCUCUUGUGUUUAAUAAGGCAUCAGUUUUAAAAUGACAAAACCACGCGAAGCUGAUAAUGAUUUUGUUGUAUAUUCUGAUCACAAACUGAUUCCUUUUUUAGAUUCAAGUUCCAGCAUCAGUGCCGUAUAUUGAACGAUAUCAAGAGCCAUAAUAUUAUGGCUCUUGACGAUAUAUAAUUCGUUACUAAUUUUAACUUUGUCUGUUUUACACUAUUAAAUUCACUCAGGCUAAGAAUAUUGCUUUUUCUUUUCCUUUUUCUUAGGCAAGUAAAUUGUAAAAUAAAACGGAAGAUAAACAAUUUAAGCAGAUGUUUUAAAGCUAAUAAAGAAAUAAGCCGUUAACCAAAGGGAAUUUUUUUUCGUAUUACUUGAAGAACGGUGAAAAAGACAAACCGGGCGUGCUUGUUGGUAAGUAACGUUGUGGAGCCCUUUUCACCCUUUAGAGUUAAUCAUAAAGCUACGUAUGACUAUUACAAGGCCCCUUCAUAAAAAAUACGAUGCAAAUGGACCUUAUCAGUCACUUGAUGAUUAAAAUAUGACUGAAUAAUAAUUAGGUGGUAUACUUUGUCAAAAAUAGGGAGUUUAAGAUACGGAGACUACGGACUACGAACUACGGCUGGACGAGCGUAAAGGAGACAUCUUAAAUUCGAAUUUCUAUUGACUUAAACGAGCCCUAACAACGGUCUCCAGCAUGAAAGAUAGCCUAUAUCGGUUCCUUUCUUACUUUUCCUUUCUAUUUUUUGCCAUUGGUUUUAUAGGAAAUGUAUUGGCUAUCCGAAUCGUUCAUAAGACACGACAGAUACAUACGCCAACGAAUUACCUUUUACCUAACAUGUCCGUUAGCGAUGUCAUUACCAUUCUGUUGAUUCCUUGUAAGAAAUUUACUGAGGAUCAACUUGGACGUGUGAGUCAUAAAUUUGCGACAUUCGCUUGCAAGGCAUUUAGCAUCGUCGGAAUUUGUAUUAUGGUUUCUUCUAUUACACUCACAGUUCUCGCUCUAGAAAGAUAUCACGCCUUGCUAAAACCUUUCAGAAAUGAACUCCUCGAAACUCCGGUUAAGCAACAAUAA